This is a messenger RNA of Thelazia callipaeda (thelaziosis nematode), 3489 nucleotides long. The record is from the annotation of a GenBank genome assembly. Lineage: Eukaryota; Metazoa; Nematoda; Chromadorea; Rhabditida; Thelaziidae.
AUGUCAUGUAUCGAAAUUCCAAGGAUGAAAAAUGCGAAAAUAUUCACAACGGAACAUGACAGGAUUCAGAACUUAGAAACAACCAAGCAAACUUUUGAAAUAUCUGAAGCUGAAAAUGGAUUUCGUUACACAAAUCUUUUCGAUAAAUGUAUCAUAUUUGUUGGUAUAUUUUGCGCUGUUUUGAGCGGUAUUGGACAGCCAGCAAUAGCAGUUAUUAGUGGAAAAAUUACCAACGUUUUACUCACGCAAUCUCCUGAAAGUGAAGAAUUUCACAAAAGUGCAUUAUUUUUCAUAUACCUGUAUCUUUGCGUGGGUAUCGCUACUUUGAUCAUCAAUUACAUACAAUUCAUAUGCUUUCAAUCGACUUGCUUUCGAAUAGUCGCUCGACUACAAAAACAAUAUAUUCGCGCAAUUCUUCGACAAAACAGCGCAUGGUUUGAUCGUAAUAAAAGUGGCGAAUUGACUACACGACUUAAUGAAAAUAUCGAGCAUCUACGUAAAGGUAUUGGUGAUAAAUUGGGAUUACUUAUCCGUGGUAUAGCAAUGUUUAUAUCUUCACAAAUCAUUGCAUUUUUUUUUCAAUGGAGACUAGCAUUGGUUAUGUUUCCGGUAGCACCCAUUUCAUGUUUUAUUAUGGCUAAGUUAGCUCAGCGAACAGAUGCAGCACUAGAAAAGGAAUUGGACGACAGCAGUAAGGCUGGUGUAAUUGCUGAGGAAUGCAUAAUAGGCGUGCGAACUGUACAAGCCUUCAAUGGGCAGCAAGAAAUGGUAGAGCGAUACAGAAGACAGCUCUGCAAGGGCAAAAAGUAUGGUAUCAGCAGAAGUUGCUGGAGUGGAAUGUUAGACGGCUUGUUCUUUUUUGUUCUGCUUAUCUUCUUGGGCAUUGGGUUUCUUUAUGGAGGAUACCUGCUGAAAAUUGGUAUAUUUAAAAAUCCAGGUGAAUUAUUUACUGUAGUUUUUUCUAUUGUUAUGGGAUCAUAUUUUUUGGGUCUAGUCAGUCCACAUUUGAUGGUAUUGCUUAAUGCUCGGACUGCAGCUGCUACUAUUUAUCAAAUCAUUGAUAGACAGCCGAAAAUAGAUGCAUCUUGCAAAGAUGGACUGUCUUUUGAUGUUAUUAAAGGUAAAAUUAGCUUCAAAGAUAUUCACUUUCGGUAUCCGUCACGAAAAAACGUUCAAGUGCUGAAGCAACUAAAUUUGAUCGUGGAACCAGGUCAAAAAGUUGCUUUGGUUGGCCAGAGUGGCUGUGGAAAAUCUACUCUAAUUGGAUUGUUAACACGAAUGUAUGAGCAAGAAUCAGGGAUUGUCAGUAUUGAUGAUAUGCCAGUAAAUGAAGCAAACAUAAGAUGGCUCCGGAAUGUGAUUGGUGUUGUUGAGCAAGAGCCAGUUCUGUUCACUGAUACUGUUGAAGAAAAUUUAAGAUUAGGUGAUCCAAAUGCUAAUUUGGAACAGAUGAUCGAAGUAUGCCGAAUAGCAAAUGCACAUGAUUUUAUUCUUAAAUUACCACAGGGCUACAAAACGCGUAUUGGUGAUGGCGGUGUGCAGUUAUCCGGUGGUCAGAAACAACGUGUGGCAAUUGCUCGAACUCUGAUUCGUAAUUCAAAAAUAUUACUUUUGGAUGAAGCAACGAGUGCAUUAGAUGUUAAAUCUGAAAAUGCAGUACUAGAAGCUCUCAAAAAUGCUUUAAUUGGACGAACAGUCAUUAUCAUUGCUCAUCGGUUUUCUUCAAUACGUAAUGCUGAUCGAAUCGUUGUUAUCGAUAAAGGAACAAUCACUGAGCAAGGUUUGUUAUCUCUGAAUAUAAUUUUGAUAUUCUUUAAUACAAUCCUUUUUUCUGAUUAUUGUAGUAGGAUUGGCAAUUCCUCAUCGGCAAUAGGUGUGGAUUCGUUUGUGCCUGCUUCUGACCCAAUAUUUGCGGGUUCAGAAAUGUCUGAGGAAGACUGCAAAUCUUCAUUUGGAUUCAUAACAAUAUUUAAGAACGCUCAGGGCAAUUACAUUCUUAUGAAUUCCUUGUCAGGAGUAGUAUCAGAAAAUGUCAUUUUAUCCAUUCGUUGCCGUGCUUUGUUAAAUAUCCUCCAUCAAGAUGCUGCUUAUUUCGAUAAUCCUUCACAUGCUGCUGGAAACUUGAUCACUCGUCUUGCUUCUGAUGCACCAAAUAUAAAAAUGGUACUAGAUUCCAGAAUGCUGCAAGUUAUUUUUGGUAUUUCUGCAUUUUCAAUUUGCACUAUCAUUGGUUUCAUUUAUAGUUGGCAAGUUACUCUUACCGGUAUUUCUUUAUCAUUAGUACUAAGUGUUUUGCAAGCUUAUUUAUCUCGAUGGGUCUAUUACAAGAAUUUGCUACUCAUGAAAGAAGACAAAGCUGGUAGUCUAGCUGUGGAAAUUAUCGAAGGAGUCAGAACUAUACAAUUGCUAACAAGAGAAAAUGUAUUUCAUAGUAAAUAUUCUAAUGCAUGUUCAAUACGUUUAAAACACGAACUUCAAAAGACAAGGAUUGAAGCGAUUAAUUUUGCAAUUUCACAAACUUUCCAAUAUUUUAUGCUUGCAUUAUCUUACGCAGUUGGUAUUCAUAUUAUUGUUGAACGCUGGAAGGAAUAUCAUGAUCCUGCAAUUGUUGCUCAUCUACUGGGUGGUAUUGGUUUAAUGAAUUCAACAAUUUAUUUUCCGGAAUUUAUCAAGGCAAGAAGUUCAGCAAAACUUUUGUUCACAGUUACGGAAAGAAAAUCAAAAUUAGACGAACUGGAAGAAGGAGAGAAAAUUGAUAUUGCUGGCAAUAUUUCGUUUCAUAAUGUUUCAUUCUCAUAUCCACGAAAAAGGGAAUACCCAGUUAUGAACAAAAUACAGUUCAAUGUUGCCAAAGGACAAACGGUAGCAUUAAUCGGUUCUUCGGGAGCUGGUAAAAGCACCGUAAUAUCACUGCUUGAACGAUUCUAUGAUCCCGAUUCUGGUUCUGUGAGAUUUGAUGGAAAAGAUUUGCGCAAGCUGAAUUUAUAUCAUCUUCGAUCUCAGAUGGCACUUGUCGGACAAAAUGCUCAAUUGUUUAGUGGUUCUAUUAAAGAAAAUGUUUGUUUUGGGUUAAAAGAAUCAGUAUCGACCGAUAGAGUGUUAGAAGCACUUCAGCUGGCCAAUGCAAGGACUUUUGUAGAAUCACUACCUAUGGGCUUGGAAACUGAAAUCGGUGAAAAAGGAACAUUGCUGUCUGGUGGACAAAGACAACGAAUUGCUAUCGCGCGUGCAGUCAUUCGUAAUCCAAAGAUACUUCUACUUGAUGAAGCAACUAGUGCACUCGACUCCGAAUCAGAAAAUAUGGUUCAAAAGGCUUUGGAUCAGGUAAGAAUGGGAUGUACUUGCAUUACUAUUGCACAUAGGCUAUCGUCCGUACAAAAUUCUGAUCAAAUCAUAUGCAUCGAAAAUGGAUAUGUUCAAGAAAUUGGCACUCACGAAUCACUUAUUGCUAAAGGUGGCUAUUACUGUGAUCUAAUCCAGCAGCAAUAA